GUAUAAUAUAUUCCCAUUUGGUAAUCUAACCUCCUCCUCUUCCUCCAUUGACGCAGUCUUCGGCAGCAGCCAGCAGCUCUCCACCCCUAGCAGACUUCCUCCUCUAUUACUAUAUUGUACAUAGAAAGCGCGAAUGAGUUGACGGGUAAAGGACGCUUCAUAAGCUUUGGCGUCUGCUUCUUCUAGACCCGUUCCAAAGUUGGAACAUAACCCGACUCUUCUUCUUUUCAUUCUUCUGGUUAUCUUAUAAACCUGCACAGGGCCUUGCCGGUACAAAGAUGGAUACGAAUUUCCACUGAGGGGGGAAGAAGAAGAAGAAUAUAAGACUUCACGGUUCAGUGGUCGAUACCAUCGAGUCUAUUCCUCUUUUUAAUUUCUCAUCCCCCAAAAGCUGUCAUAGCUUCAAUCUCUUGCAUGUCUCUGGCUCAAAGAAAUUCACAUGCCAACGACGUUAAAGAUAAGUAAAUAAAUGGAAAAAGAAAAACUAUAGAGAAACGAGAAUUCUACAAUUUUUUUACAUAUGGGGAUUCGGUAAUAUAAGAUUUUGCUGCUUGAGCUUGGUGUAUAUACAAGACGCCUGAAACGUCCGAGUAAAAGCAUAGUUUGGCUGGAGAAGAUAGUGCUUAAGUUCAACUAUUAAGGGGCUUCACAGAACUGCUGCUAGUAUUAGAAAUGGGAAAGCACUUGUGGAGGGAACCUGCUAAUCAGCAAUUUGAGGAUAAUCAUCCAGGCUGCAUGUGGGGAAUUCUUCAUGUCCUUGAUUACCAUCAUUGGAACUAUAAUGUCAAGAAGACACGGCCUCACAAAAAACUUAAUGGACCAAGAUAUGACAAAGGCAAUGUAAGACAUAAAACAAGAUUGUAUUUAGCUGAUUCUGAUGAAAUGCAAAAGCUCGUGGAUGCUGAGACUGAUCCAAGUAGCAGAAAGACUAGCUCAACAAACAAACGAUCUCUCAGAGAACGCAUAAAAGCAUUAAUUUCUAAAGAGAUGUCUAAGGAAGAGAGCCACGGACAAAGAGGUUCAGGCUUACCUCGGUCACAGCUGCAGCGAACUUAUUCAAUCCAUCAUUUAGAACCUUCAGAUCAAGAGCCUCAUGGGAAAAACACAGGUUGGAAUCGCCCAAUUAUUUUCCUGCCCGCUAAUGCUGAAAGUAAUGCUGGUGUCACCAGAUCGCGAGAUCAAGGCCACAUGAACGGUACCAAGAGUCCAGUUGGCAGCAAUGACAAUUUUGUUGCAGAUGAUAUUGACAAUGUUUUGGAUUGCUUGGAUAAAGAGCUCACCGAGAAUCUCAAACUGAACUCGGAGAAGUGUGAAAAGGCAAAGGAAAUUUCAGAAAACCAGAAACACAUGGAAACUAGCCAGCACCGUGGAAAUGCUUCAAAUGAUGAGUCUGCAGACGUUCUGGAAAUAUUUAGGGUGAAUAAAGAAUUAUUUUUAAAAGUUAUGCAAGAAACAGAUGAUGGAAUUGCAAAAUGCUAUCAUAAUCUGCCUGCUGCGAGAUUAAUUAAAUCAGGGUCAUUUCCUGCUGCUAACUUUUCACACAAUAGAAAAUUUAGGCCUAGUACUCCCAGACACAAACAAAAUGAAGUUUGGUCUUCCCUAAAGGGAGAGAAGUUUGCUGGAACUCAGGCUCCAAAGUUGGUUGCAUUCAAGUCUCUAAGGGAUCCAGAGACAAUUUCACAGCUUCUCAUGGUUGUUGAAAAGGGAGGAAAAGUGCAAACUCAUGAUUUACCCUUUUAUUUGAAAUACCCAACUGAGGAACUAGAUGAGAGAGGGAAUAACAAAGUACCGCUGAAUCCUUUAUGUCAGAAAACAGAAUAUGCAGUUGGGGAGCAUGAAGACAAGUUGAACAGUUUUCAUGAAAUCGGUGGUUCUGUUUAUGAUCUCAGUAAGGACAAACCAACUCACAUUAGAAGAACAUCUUCUUUAAACGAAUCACUGGAAAGAUAUGCUCAGUUGUUUCAGAAUAGUUUCAACAGGGAGGUCAAGUUGCACGUCUCAAAGAGCUUAAAGUUGACAAAUGAGUCUGAGAUUCUGUCAGGUGAUGCUCCAAAAUCGUUCAAAAGGGUUCGGUCUCUAACUCAUCUUGAUUCUUAUCCUUCCGUUCCAAAUGAGCUGUCUUCUGAUGCUCAUUUUUCAGGGGUACCUAUUAGGACAGUUGUGGAUGGCACUGAGCAUGUUGCAAGUGAUAGUCAUGAUGAAACAAAGCCAGUAAAUCUUCCUAUAAAUGCAGAGCAUGUCCCAGCAGAAGCUAAUAAGGAGAGUGAAUGUCUAUAUGACACUGUAGAAACAAGUUCUAGUAGUCAGGAAAAGGAACACUUAUCCAGCUUAAUAGAACAUAUAAAUCAGCCUGGUACUGCUAAGGUGCUUGAGCUUGGCGAGGAAAUGGAAAAGCAAACUGUAAGGGAAGGCAAUUUUGUUGAAGAACGGGAGAUUGCCAUCAAUAAUCUUCCACGAGCAAGACCGACUUCAGUUGUCCGAAGCUGUUCCCAAGAAGAUGUAACCAGAUGUGCAGAUUUUUCAACCUCAGAAGGAUCUGAGGGCAGAGGCGAUUAUGUUGACAAGGAACCUUCAGUUGACUCACGAUGCACUUCUGGUUCAGAUACCCUAGCAAGUUCUAAUGGGACAGGAAAGCCUGAGAAUUUUCAAAAUGCAAGCAUGAGUGUUAAGAAUGAGAGGCUUAUUGAAUUAUGUACAAAUGACAACACCGACUUUGAUUUUGUCCACGCUAUUCUUGAGCACUCGGGCUUCAAUGGAAAUAGCUUCCUUGGAACAUGGCACUCAUUGGACCAGCCACUGAGCCCUUUGGUGUUUGAAGAAGUGAAGGCUUGCUGGCCCCAUGAAUCCCAAUGCUCCGGAGAAGAAACCUAUACCUGUUGUCAUCACCAGCUUAUGUUUGAUUUAAUUAAUGAGGUUUUGCUUCAGAUACGUGAUAGUUCAUUCACCUACUAUCCAAAGGAAUUGUCAUUCAGUUGUCGCUUACGCCCAAUGCCUGUGAAUUUGAGGCACCACAUUCUAGAGGAGGUCUGGGGAAGAAUCAGCAAGAUCCGAAGCUUAAGGCUGGGGAUGGAUCAGUCAGUGGACUGUGCCAUUGUUCAAGACCUGGGGAGGGAUGAUGGCUGGAUGAACCUCCAGAUGGAAACCGAGUGUGUGGCACUUGAGCUGGAGGAUAUGAUUUUGGAUGAACUUUUGGAAGAAAUCAUAUGCUCGUGAGAUCUUUUUUGGGCCAGACCAAGUUGCACUCUCCGCACUAAUGUUAUUCUUCCAGGCCAGUCUGGUACAUCAAAAUUUACUUCUUCAUUCAAAUUCAAUGUAUAUUUUCUUCCAUGGAAAACUCUAUGGUUUGUGGGAGAAGAUGAAAAUUGAAAUUCUGCAACAGCUACACAGACUGCAGCAUGCUGAAUCUCAAUGGUUUGAAAUUCAGCUGUUUUCUCAUUGCUUCUGGGCAAUCAGGUGGGACUUGGAGAAAAAAUUAGUUUGAUCCAAACUCCAUACAUACAGCAAUUCGUAGAUAGAAAGUAAAAAGGAUGGUUUCUGUAUUUGUGAUCAUUGAUUGUAUAGAAAAUGAUGUACUUAACGUCAUUGAGAUUUUGUAUUUUAGCAGUUAUCUUAGAGACUACAGUUAUAUAUAUGCUUGUCAUGAUUGAUUA
Molecule: messenger RNA, 3650 nt
Organism: Diospyros lotus (date-plum)
Lineage: Eukaryota; Viridiplantae; Streptophyta; Magnoliopsida; Ericales; Ebenaceae
Exons: 6
Coding region: 673-3213 (846 amino acids)
Source: RefSeq, a predicted model, not a curated record